Molecule: messenger RNA, 3129 nt
Organism: Batrachochytrium dendrobatidis JAM81
Lineage: Eukaryota; Fungi; Chytridiomycota; Chytridiomycetes; Rhizophydiales
Exons: 13
Coding region: 1-3129 (1042 amino acids)
Cellular component (GO): Golgi apparatus
Source: RefSeq, a predicted model, not a curated record
AUGGAUCAACCAUCUUAUAAAGAUAAACUUGAGUCUGUUAACUCGGACCAUUCAUUGAAAGACUCUUCUGCUGCUCUUACAUCGCCAUUACAGGAACAAAACCUGUGGAGUCAUGCUGAAGAUGCAAUUGCCAACUCUGCGUUAUUACUGCAGAGUGUUGCUGCUAAAACUGGAUUGUCUUCUGGGUUGCUGUCAGACAAAACUGCAUCACAUGUGCUAGGCGCUGUCGAUGGUUCCAAAACAGCUUCUCCUAUUGGAUCUAAUUCUCAACGUUCUCAUGAUGGGUCUAAUACUACUGUAGCUGGUAUAACAACCGAACAACUUUAUAAUCAGAUUGACAGGUAUAGAGAAAAACUGGCAAAUGGCAUGCGGGAGUUUAAAAAGGUCGAGGCAGAGAAUGAACAGUUGAAAUCAGAAGUAAGGACUAUAAAGGCAGAACGAUCUUCACAACGAUUGGGUGAAUCACCAGAGGAUUUUGCUGCUCUUCGCUCCAAGAUUCAGGUUCUUGAAAAAGAACUCGGGCAAGUGCGGUUCAAUGCCAAACUCAAGAUCAAGCAAUUACAAAAAGAGAUUGAACAGUCAAAUAAUAGUUUUGAUUCUGCCAUAGGAUCACCAGCUAGAACAACUUCAAAAUCACUCAGUUUAAAUGCUCCCCAAAAUGAGGAGCAAAUUAGAAUCACAGAGUUGGAAGAGAAAUUACAGAAAACAAAUGAAUCAAAAGACUUGCUUGAACAGCGUGUGGUAACACUCGAGUCAGAUUUGAAAAACUGCAAAGAAACUGCCAAAGAAAAGUUGGAGCAAUUGACACGACAGCACACUGCAGAGCUAGAUGCCUUUCAAAUCUGCACUCCUCAACCCUCCAAAUUAGUUAUUUCGUCAUCAGAGGCUCUACAGGAUUCGCCAUCUCCAUCUAUAGUCUCGUCAAAUAAUACAGCUUCAGUCGACAACCUUAUGCACGAAUAUAAAGAAUUGAAUGCCAUACUGACGUUACUCGUGAAUCAAUACUUGCAGUUUGAUCACUCUUGUAAGCUUGAUCCAAACAAUCAUCGUAAAGUUGUCGAGUCCAUCAUUGAAUAUUUUGCAAAAACAUCGUCUGAAACUAUCGAGAAAUGUCAGGAUCAGUUGCUGUUGAUGAACUCUGCUAAUCAAGCUUUGCGUAACCGUCGCUCUUGGUACGCGGAAGCAUCUACUGAAACUCAAAAUGAACUACAACAUCAGGAACAAACUCGUCGUAGUUCUGAAAUCCAAUCUCCACGAUCAAGAAAAUUCCAUCAGGAAUCAUUAAACUCUAUUGAAUCGUCUGGCAUACAGGAAGAAUCUUGCACUCCAGAAACACAUAAAUUACUCUUGGACGAAUUGGCACGGGAAAAAGCACAAGUAUUGCAGCUUCAAUUGGAGCUGAAUGGGCAACAGUCAAGACAGAGCAAGACUGUUUCUUCCAGUGCUUCACAAGCCGAUUUAUUGGACUGGGUGCCAAAAUUAACUGCUAAUUCGGAUGCUCUUGAAAAGGAUCUAGAAUAUUUUAAAACUGAAGCCAAGCAGGCUUUGCAAGAAAAAGAAGUUCUUAUUGCAAAAAUAGGCGAACUAACCAUUCUGUUGUCAAAUUUAGAAAAAUCUAAAGGCUCAGAUCUAACUACUUCAUCCGCAGCUCAAGAACGAAACUUUAUGCUAGAGGAGCAGCUUAAAGAUUUUCGGGUACAAAUUGCCAACCGUCAACGAGAAAUUGUAUCGACUCAGGAGUCAUUAAAGAUCAAAACUGCUGAACAUGAGAAGCUUCAAAAGGAAUACGAUGAUCGCAUUCGCAAAAUGAAAGGACUGCUUCUUGCGGCAAACAAGAGUAUGACAGAGAGUAAAAAAACAAUUGCGCAGCGGGAAACUGAGGUGACUGAACUUAAGGAGCAGCUAGAGAAAAGCACAGCAUCUGAAGUAUUUUUGAGAGAUCGUGUUGAUCAUUUACAGAAAACAAUGGAUCGCAUUGGAAGUGAAUCACAAGACGAUAGAGAUGCACGCCAAGUACAGCUUGACGACUUGCGGAAACAGCUAACAUUGGCAAAGGCAGAAUGUGCCAAUGUUCAAUCGGAAUUUCAAAGUUAUAAAGUCAGAGCGGCUAAUGCACUCCAAAAAUCAGGGAACGGUGCUACAGAAAAGCGGUUUACGGAACUGCAGGACAUUUGUGCGCAGUUGACACGAGAAAAGACCAACUAUGAGGAGCAAUUGAGACACUUGCAAAGUCGAUCUGCUGUUCUUGAAAGCGACUUGACAGCUGCCAUAGAGCAAAUCACUUUAGCAGACGCCAAUACUCAACGGUUAAAGCGUAGCGAUGCGGAUAUUCAAAUGAUGCGAGUUGAAAUUGAGUCGCUUACUCGAAAACUAGAGUUUGAAAAAAGCUUACACCAGAAUGCUCUCAAUUCAAUCCAUUUGGAAAAUGCUGCCAAAAUAGAUGCACUAAAGGAGCAACACAAGAAAGAAUUGGAUGAUUUGAAAGAAUCACUCAAAUCAAAUGCUCUUGCUGAUUUGACGACACAAAGCAAUAGUUUGCACAAGGAAGUCGAAAUACUUCGAGAACAGCUUGCACAAGCUCGUUCCGAGUUGGUGAAUCAAACUUUGUUUGAUACGCGGGAUAGUGUGUCAUCGAAUACAAUGUCACGGAUAUCUGUAGAUGCAACAAGACAAACUUCUCAUUUGGAAUCAUCGACACAUGGAAAUGUCAUAUCAUCAGCAUCUUCAUUAUCCCAUUUGGUAGAUACACUCCCGACUUUGCAUCGCGGAAGCUUGGCCAACAGUUUUGGCGGUGUUACGUCAUACAAGGAAAAGGAAUCACAGCUGAAAAUGGAGCAGCUGCAAGAUAUGCUCAAUGAUAAUGAAGCCGAGAUUGAGCGACUUCACAAUCAAGAAAAGUUUUUGAAGGAGGAGCUUAGACGGAUUGAUCGAAUGGACAAGCGUCAAGAUCUAAAUGUCGAAUAUCUCAAAAAUGUUGUUUUAUCGUUUAUUGAAUCGGACACAAAAGAGCCAUUGGUUCCUAUUAUUGCUCAAAUUCUUCAUCUGUCGCCGGAAGAAGCACAACGUAUCCAAAAAAAGGUGCACGUUCCAGUUGACGAAAUCAUACCCAGUUUUGGAUUCUUUGGAUAG